AUGCUCAAAGGAAAGCCUUCUGGUACAUUACAGCGAGUUUGGGAGUUUGUGAAAACAUUCUCCGACUGGAUUCUCCUGGGCGUCGGCGAAGCGUUGGCCCAGUUUCUGGGUGAUAGAAUGCCUUAUGCACAGCUAUUUUCCGUACUGGAUCCUACAAUUUCAUUUCCAAAGGCCGAGCACGAAAAGGUUCCAGCAUUCAUGCUCUACGUCUACGCCUUUGCGGUCCCAAUAGCGGUCCUACUCGUAGUAAACUUGGCUUUCGGACCAGGGAACCUCGUACGAAGAGCGAAACUCCUCAACUGGAGCGUCCUCUGCCUAGGUACAUCCGUCAUCUUCGCCCAGCUCUUUACAGAGUUUGUCAAGUUUAUCAUCGGACGACCCCGUCCAGACUUUCUCUCGCGCUGCCAGCCCGAUGCCGCACGCGCCCAAGCAGCAUUUACGGCAACGGCUGUCACGCUCUUCAGCUCGACAAUCUGCACGACAACAAACACAAAGGCACUCAACGAUGGAUUCCGCUCUUUCCCCUCUGGCCACUCGAGCAUGUCCUUUGCAGGCUUGACAUUCCUUUCCCUCUUCCUUGCCGGUCGUUUCAGACUGUUUGCUGCACACACCGUCCACGGCAAGCAUCUCUGGGCAUACGCAAUCUGCGCUGCACCGCUUCUCCUCGCAUCCUUUGUCACUUCAUCACGCGUCUCAGACUUUAGACAUCGUGGUACAGACGUCUUGGCGGGUGCAUCCCUUGGCGUCUUCUUUGCCAUCUUAGCAUAUCGCUACUAUUUCCCGUGGCUGGGGAGCCCGCUCGCCGGAACGCCAUGGAUGGUACUCAGAGAGGAAGGUGAACAAGGUAUUGAAGGAUACAAGACGCGUUCACGAUCCGGGUCCAAUGGAGGUGCCCCGCUCUUGCCUACAACCGCACAGCAGAGCUACCGAGAAGCCGCAACACCGUACACACAGACUGGAGAUCAUAUGGAGUUGCAACCAGUUCCAACAAUCAACGUGCACGAAGCCUCGUAUCCUCCGCCAAACCAUUAA
This is a messenger RNA of Serendipita indica DSM 11827, 1032 nucleotides long. The record is from the annotation of a GenBank genome assembly. Lineage: Eukaryota; Fungi; Basidiomycota; Agaricomycetes; Sebacinales; Serendipitaceae.